Lepus europaeus (European hare) is the source of this 706-nucleotide messenger RNA. Its product is annotated as large ribosomal subunit protein eL15-like. Gene Ontology annotation, cellular component: cytosolic large ribosomal subunit; ribosome. The coding region runs from base 39 to 650 and encodes 203 amino acids. The record is from RefSeq and is a predicted model, not a curated record. The transcript has a single exon. Gene Ontology annotation, molecular function: RNA binding; structural constituent of ribosome. Gene Ontology annotation, biological process: cytoplasmic translation. Lineage: Eukaryota; Metazoa; Chordata; Mammalia; Lagomorpha; Leporidae.
UUCCUUCCCGUCUGCCGGCAGCCAUCAGGUAAGCCAGGAUGGGCACGUACAAGUACAUCCAGGAGCUAUGGAGAAAGAAGCAGUCGGACGUGAUGUGCUUUCUCCUGCGGGUCCGCUGCUGGCAGUACCGCCAGCUCUCGGCGCGGCACAUGGCGCCGCGCCCCACGCGGCCUGACAAGGCGCACAGGCUGGGCUACAAGGCCAAACAAGGUUAUGUCAUCUAUAGGAUUCGUGUGCGCCGUGGUGGCCACAAGCGCCCGGUUCCCAAGGGUGCGACCUACGGCAAGCCUGUCCAUCAUGGCGUUAACCAGCUCAAGUUUGCGCGAAGCCUUCAGUCUGUUGCCGAGGAACGAGCUGGGUGCCACUGUGGAGCUCUGAGAGUCCUGAAUUCUUACUGGGUUGGUGAAGAUUCCACAUACAAAUUCUUUGAGGUUAUCCUCAUUGAUCCAAUCCAUAAAGCCAUCAGAAAUCCUGACACCCAGUGGAUCACCAAGCCAGUCCACAAGCACAGGGAAAUGUGUGGGCUGACAUCUGCAGGCCGCAAGAGUCGUGGCCUUGGAAAGGGUCACAAGUUCCACCACACUAUUGGUGGUUCUCGCCGUGCAGCCUGGAGAAGGCGCCAUACCCUCCAGCUGCACCGUUACCGCUAACUCAAGUAAUGUUUGUAAAAUUCAUACCUAAUAAACCAUUUAGGACAGUCAAAAAA